Messenger RNA from Carassius carassius (crucian carp), 1795 nucleotides. RefSeq names its product dendritic cell-specific transmembrane protein. NCBI's taxonomy places the organism in Eukaryota, Metazoa, Chordata, Actinopteri, Cypriniformes, Cyprinidae. The coding region runs from base 178 to 1629 and encodes 483 amino acids. Gene Ontology annotation, cellular component: membrane. The transcript is spliced from 4 exons. The record is from RefSeq and is a predicted model, not a curated record.
UUUGCCAGUGCUUUUUCUGUGGUUAUGAGUAAGUGCUGAGAUGGUGGCUAAAAAGGAAGUGAACAACUGAGGGAUAAAAUCAGCUUCCUCUUGUUUUACUUUAAAAAGAUGAAUGCUAGACUGUCACAACACUCGUGAGCUGACAAGACUGCUGACAAAUAGAAGGUUAGUGGGACAAUGAUGAUUCAAGCUAAACUGCAUCAACUGGCAGAAAGACUACGACGGCUCUGGUCCAGAAUAUGUGGUCUCUACACAAAAAAUGUCACAAAAAGCUGGAAGGAAAAACUUCUCCUCCUGCUGACCUGUUUCACCACCAGUCUCAUUCUGAGCAUCUUCCUCUUUCUCAUCCUCCACUUUUCCUUCAAAUGCGUUCAGGAGGUUUCGCUUCCCUUUACUUGUGUUUUUUGUUUAAGCUUAACACCAGCCAUGUAUUUCUCAGAAAGGAUUCGCUGUUUUGGAGCCUUGAUUUUGAUCUCCCUGGGUAUGAAACAAGUGAAGAGCCUUCUUCUCACUUUGGGAACCAGUUCAGUGAUUUUCUUCAACAUCCAGAACACGUUGCAGAACAUGACACUGCUUGCAAAAGGCCUCAUCUGCAACUUGGAGGAAAAGUUAUUGGAUAUUAAUACAGAACCCCUCGGGAAUUAUAUUAAAAUGCUGAAAUGGGUGGGAAAGCAACUUAAAAAUUACUUUACGAGCUUUCAGUUGGGGAGUUACCAUGCAGAUUUCAAACUUAAAGCAAAGGUUGACUCCCAAGAUUUCAAAAUUCACCUCACUGAGGCAGAACAGACUUUAAACCAGACCACGCAAGAUGUGUUAGCACUGACCAACGCUUUGUCCUCAAUAGGAAAGAUACUGUCUCCAACAUUAGGUCUUUUAUUUCUUGUACUUCUCACUGCUCUAUACCUGAGAAGAUUCCACGUAGACAAAAAGUACAACAACCAAUUCAUCACAAAAACUUUCCGUUGUUUUGACGAGAAGCAAAAAGAAGAGGGAAAACAGUAUGUCCUUCCACUGACCAAAAGCGAAUCGGAACUUUACAUAGUGACUCCGUCCAUUCGGCCGACGGGUCGGCGGUGGAAAGCCAUGCUCAAGUUCAGUCUUCCCAUAUUCACUCACUGUCUCACCUGGCUGGUGUUUAUCAGUCUAGAUGCCCUGAUUUACUGGCUUAUUGUAGUUCUGAGCAAGCGGCUCGGGGAGAUGGAGCCACUUCGUGUUCCUGUGGGAAUAAAAGUUCAGGAGGCCACAUUGUUUCUAGGAUUACCUGUUGAUGAAAAUGCAAAAGGGGCAAACUUUUCCUACACGGUGUCUCUGUUUGAGAAGAAGUGUUUGCCUGAACCGGAACUGUGGCUCUAUCAGUCUCUGGUUCCUCUGUCUGUCGUCCUGGCCUUGCUGGUUGUUCUGAUUCUUCUUUCAUCACAGAUGGUCCAGCUCAGAGUUGUGCUAUCUGAGCAGUUUUUCUCAGAUGUCGCAGAGAAAAGAGCUUCCUAUCUACAUGCAAAAAUUUUAAGAAAGCGGUGCAAGUCUAAAGCAGAAGAGCAUGAUGGAGCUCUGAAGACUUUAGCCAUGCAGCCGAGUUUUUGGUGCCCCUUACUCUUCCAUAAGCACAGGACAAACCUUGAUGCUGUUUAAAUAGGAUUGAAGUUGAAGCAACACAUCAGUCAGUUGAUCAGCUAUAACUGUAGGUUUGACAUGUUGACAACACAACAUUCACUCUCCUUUUUAUCAAAAAGUGCCCCCUGGGAUUGCACUGUAUACAGAAAGUAGGUGUUCUGUCAUUGAACAAUGAGCAUAUGCA